UCAGACUACCAUUGCUGAAUCAUUGGGGUCCAUUUACCCUGUGUUCUGUAUAUAAACAGCGCCCUGACAGGGCAGAACAGCUCAGACCUGCACCAUCAGCACACAGCAACAGCACACAGCGACAGCAUUCAGGUAGCAGCAAUACGAAAUUGGAAACAGAUUUCAAGAUGCCGCUGGUAAACAGCUUGGGGCCUCUGGAAAGUUACAUCGGUGCAGAGGAGGGAGUUGCUUUCAAGGCUGACAACAACAUGUUCUGGAGCUGCAUCGAGCGAUCUAAUAUCUACAACAUUGAGGCAGCCAAGAGCACCAAAGAUGCCUGGUGCAGGUUCCUGGUUUCCAAAGCCCCAAAUGGGAAGAUCUUGCUGAGGGACCGUAGAGGCGUGUACCUCAGCCGAAUUGACAGAUCAGGAAUCCAGCACAUUGAGGCGGCCAAGACAAACCCUGACAAAUACUGCGAGUUCAGCAUCUUCACCGAAGACGGCAAAGUCGUCCUCCAAGCUGACAACGGAAGGUUUAUCAGCAGAAUCUAUCGAGAGAAUCAGAACAUCGAGGCUGCAAAGGAGGGCCCGGAUGAGUGCUGCAGGUUCAGCACGACCAUCGGAGACAUCAUCAGCCCUACCUUCCAGAUAGUCAAGGUAGACUUUGGCAAGGUACCAGACCUCAUUGAUAAGCCAUCAGUGGUGAGCUGCGAUGUCUAUGUUAACCGCACCAGUGUGAAGCAACAACACACCUUCAGCUUAACCUGGGAAACCAAAGUCACUGAAACCACCAGCUGGAAGCACGCCUGGGGCUUCUCCUCCACUGUAUCUGCAGAUGUUCUAUUUGCGAGUGUUGAAGCCACAGUGAGUUACAAUGGGGAGUAUGGCAAGGAGUCUACUAAAGAGAAAACCAUCUCCCAGAGCAGAAGCACAGAAGUCACCGUCCCGCCCCACACCAAGAUCACCGCCAAGCUCAUCGCCCACAAGGACGAUGACGCGGAGAUUCCCUUCACAGCGACGGUCAAGAAGGUCAAGAGCGAUGGGCGAGUGGAGAUCCUGAAAGAAGAAGGCACCUGGAAGGGGGUGCUGUACGAAAACGUGAUGAUCGAAGUCGACGAAGAACAACUGACGAAGAAUUAGGAGCUGUGCGUCGGGUAACGCUUUAGAUGAAGUGUCUCUGAUUACAGUGUAUUGAAACAGUAUUGACAAUGCUUACACAUCAUUACAAUGUUAUUGUGCAGAGUGGCAAUGGACUUCAUAUCAUAGGGCAGCAGUGUGGAGUAGUGGUUAGUGCUCUGGUCUCUUGACCGGAGGGUCGUGGGUUCAAUCCCAGGUGGGGGGGACACUGCUGCUGUACCCUUGAGCAAGGUACUUUACCUAGAUUGCUCCAGUAAAAACCCAACUGUAUAAAUGGAUAAUUGUAUGUAAAAAUAAUGUGAUGUCUUGUAACAAUUGUAAGUCGCCCUGGAUAAGAGCGUCUGCUAAGAAAUAAAUAAUAAUAAUGUUGAGAUAUAUGUAAGGAUUACAGUUAGGGUUAUAUCAUGCAGAAAAUGUCCACAUUAAGUACACUGGAACUGUGCACAAUAACAUUGUAAUGAUGUGUAAGCAUUGUCAAUACUAUUUCAAUACACCGUAAUGAGACGCUUCAUGAACUUGUAAGGUAUUGCUUACUUUGAUUAUGCCUUACAAGGUCAUAUUGUUGCAAUUUCCUGUUUUGAAUAUAACCAAAAAAAUUAGAAAUGUCACUUGUCUUGAUUCAUCACACUUGUCAUGUCAAAAGAAAUGCACGACCUAACAUCUUCUUGCAAAUUAAAAUAGAAUCCAAACAGAACAAGACAGCUGAAUUUGCUGUACACAAAUCCUUAUUUGCUUGUUACAGCUGCAUGUGUGGGUGUGGGUGUGGGUGUGGGAGUGGGGAUUACCUUCUUUAUUAUGAUUAUGUUUUGCUAUCUUCUAUGCUUCAUUAAACGCUGCUAUAGGGAUGUUAUGGUUAUUAAGAGCGAGAAGCUAGAGUAGAUUUAACUGUGAGUUCAUUAAAGCAAAGAAACCUGUGCUAGAAAUUGACAUUAGCGCUUAGCAUAUACAUUUACUCUCAAAUUCAUUUCUGAAUAUUAUCUAAUCGUAGCGCAAAAGAGAGAGAUCCGUUGAGAGAGGAUGGAUUGUGUAAAGGUAAUGCAUGCAUAUGUGAGACGCUUCAUUUACUAUGGCCAAUUAGCAUCAAAAGGAGGGGAAUGUAGGAACAGAUGAAUGGAACGAUGUACACGAACCGGGCUGCAUACAGGGAGUGUCUGUACUGUGAGGGGUAUGAAAGAGUUCAUGUAGACAGUGGACUCUGUGCAUGGUGUAUGAGUUUGCUCUUUGUGAAAGCAGAUGUUAUCAGGAGCAGCUGCAGAUGCAUUGUAAGUUCUAGGAAGUGAUUGUCGCGAGAGGAACUAGAACACUAUCGCUGCGUUUCUAACUGGCAGCAGAAGUUUAUCAAAGAACUCGUUGAUGCAACAGAAAGAAUGGCUCCAAGGAGGGGCAGCCAGGUCAUCGGUGCUGAGGAAAUGGGCAGCAACUGAUACUGACAACGACACUCUGCUUAUCAGCUCAGGGCAUGCAUUACCGUAACAUAGGUGACUAAUAUAAUCUGUCUGACAAUAGAUUUGCUAGAAUCGCUUGAUAUAUAACUAUGCAGUAAUGGAAUGAAAGAUGUUUAAUAAAGAGCUUGAUGUGAUAUAUUCAGAAUAA
Molecule: messenger RNA, 2708 nt
Organism: Acipenser ruthenus (sterlet)
Lineage: Eukaryota; Metazoa; Chordata; Actinopteri; Acipenseriformes; Acipenseridae
Exons: 3
Coding region: 168-1118 (316 amino acids)
Source: RefSeq, a predicted model, not a curated record